This is a messenger RNA of Fimicolochytrium jonesii, 3170 nucleotides long. RefSeq lists its product as uncharacterized. The transcript is spliced from 8 exons. Lineage: Eukaryota; Fungi; Chytridiomycota; Chytridiomycetes; Spizellomycetales; Powellomycetaceae. The record is from RefSeq and is a predicted model, not a curated record. The coding region runs from base 147 to 3122 and encodes 991 amino acids.
CUUAAGUCCGACAGUGAAAGAAAUGAAACCGAGCUGGCUUGCUAUAAGAGCAGCGCAAGAGUUCUGCAUGCAGACCGCGAUCCCGCACUAAUAGUCUCAAUGCCGGCUAGUGCAAGCCGUCUGAUCCGUAGCCGGACUCUUUCGAGAUGCGUUCCAACCCUCAAAGCCCGUUCAACCGCGGGGACGGUGCGAUAAAAUCGUCCAAUGGAACUCCCGAGUUCGUCCAACGGGUGAAGGAAGCCCUCUUCGGCAUCCUGUUCGUCAUCCACAAGAAUGAUCAUGCCGAGCGGUUCUGGCCGAUUGUGGAAGUGAUUAUCGAUCAUCUGCAAGAUUUGGCCUUUCCGAUCAGUACCUUCUUUCCGUGGCAGGAUGAGAUUGGGUGGUUCGUGCGUGCAUUGGAACUGGUCUCCGCCCCGGAACACUAUGCUAGUCAAACGGGCGGGAUUUUUGAAGUCCUUAUCUGCAGCCUGGGCGUGACGCUCCUGAACACCUUGUGGGUUGGCUACUCGUUCUCGACGAAUAACUUCCAGUUCAUCUGGCCCUUGAAGACGCUGCGGGUCUUGCUCACUCUGUUCGCCAACGUGCUGUAUGUCCCGAGUGUAACCGUGCUGUUGAUCGCCGUCACCAAUUGUGAAGAACAUUCAACCCAAACAUCGGAGGCGUUGGUACUGGAUGCGGCCACAAAAUGCUGGACCGGUGGCAGACUGUUUGCCAGUCUCGCAACCGCUGCGGUCGCUCUAAUCUUCAUCUGCCUGGCUUUCACUGUGACGGCCACCUUCUUUGAGCCAGAUCCCAAAGAUCAUGAUAUCACAUGUCGUCCACACUCCAGGCUCGAUCUGUGGUAUGUGAUGGCACGUACGAUCCUGAUCUUGCUGCACUCCGUGCUUCCCAUCGCAUUCAAGGUGGAUAGCGUAACUCCGAAAUGGAUCAUGGCGCUGGCAUCUUUGGCAGCCUCUGGCUCGCUUGCUUUCGGAUCGAUAUGGUACAUGUCAUAUUAUCAUUGGCGAUACGCAAUGUUCCGGGCGGCGCUGCAAUGCAACUUCCUCUGGGCAUCCCUCUGCUGCGUGUAUACCUUGAUCCGACCGCACAGCGAUAUAGGCAUCAUAUACCUCCUUCAAAUCCCGUUGAUGAUGGCCGUGUGCCUCGUCUGUAUCCGCUUCCGCCGAGAACACAUCGAAGGCAUGGACCUGAAGCACGUCAACCCCAUCACCCUGGAGCUGAAAGUCCGAUUCCGGUUGAUGCGGUCCAACCUCCUCUUCCGCGCAACUCCCACUCACAACAUGACGUUGGAAACAACCAGUCCAGGCGAUUUAGGCUACACAGGUCCCGAUGUCCAAGCAAACACCGCCGAACAAGCGAUCCGCGAAAAAGAGCGUCUGGCGAUUGAAGAGACCAACGGGAUGUUUGUUCACGGUCUUCGUCGGAUGGCCGGGUCCUGCUUCGUGCGUCUGUUUGCGGGCCAGUUCCACCUAUUGCAGAUGGGCAAUAAGGCACAGUGCCUGGCUGCGUAUGAGAAGGCAUCGACUCUAGGCCCGACGCUCGAUGAAGCGUUUCUGAUAUUUAGGCGGAAACGGAUGCUGCAUGAGCGGUUUGCGGGCGGGGAUGUGAUUGAUUUCAUUGCCUUUGAGCAGAAUAUGCAGCAGGCGAAGAAAUAUGAGCGUCGAGCGAUGGCCGCGGUGCUGCAAUUCUGGGAGGAACUCGCUCGCAAAAAGCCGUCCUUUGAGUCUUUACAAGCGCAUGGCGCCACUAUCAGCGCGGCUGUGUCUUUGGCGCAGAGCCACUACAUUGCCCUAAUCCGGCUGUCACCCAACUCCUCCUCCGUAUUCCGCCUGUUCGGCCACUUCCUCCUCAACAUCCUGAAUGACAACAAACAAGCUCAAGAAAUGUUGGGACACGCCGACAAGCUUGAAGAGGAGAAUGCACAAGGAGGACGAGAAGAUGCGACCGGGUAUGGAGGCGAUGAACAAUAUGAGAACGGUGGCCGUGAGCCAAGCGCUACGGAUCCUUUCGCGCCGGAUAAUGCCUUGAUUACCAUCUCUGGCGACCCACGGACAUUGGGACAGGUCCUGAACGUCAACAAUCAUGCCUUAAAACUCUUCGGCCUCCGUAAACCCGACGUUCUACACAAAAACAUCAUCACAAUCAUCCCAUCGCCCUUCGCCGAGAUUCACGAUCAACUACUGCAGCGCUACCUCGACACGGGCUACGCAAAGGUCAUCGACCGGCCGAGACAGGUUCUCGGACUCCACAGCUCCGGCUAUAUCAUGCCUGUAUCGUUGCUCGUGAAGCAAGUGAUUGGCGAAGGAGGGUCUCAGACCUUCUUAGGCGUGCUGAAUCAGGUCCCGCAACGGAGCGACGAGGAUUUCAUCAUCACGGACGAGAAAUUGAACAUAUAUCACUUUUCCCGGGGCUGUACUGCACUUUUUCAGAGGAUGCCUGAAUCUCGGGAGUUGAGGGAGGCGGCUGUCGCUCUGGCUGUCGCUCAGGGUCCUGCUCUUUCGGAUUGGAUACCGGACGCGACUCUGGAGAAGGCUGCUGAGCUCACCGGUCGAGCACGACUGAAAACCGAGUUGAAGAUCAAUGAUGUAACAUUGGAUGUGCGAUUGUCAGGAAGCGAGGUUCGAGUUCAAAACAUUACAUGCUACAUCUUCAAAAUCAACCAUUCAGUCAUGGAGUCGUUACCGGCGCUUGGGGUCAACGGGCACUUGACCGUUCCGGAGCAAGGAGAAAGGAUGGGAUGUCCUUUCGCUGCAAGUCGCACUGACCUGGGAGGCGGUGCAAUCCCACUUGCAUUUUCGGAGCAUAGUCUAGCAAACAAUGGCGACGGAAGUGCUGGUCAAUUGGCGGUAGACCCUCCUCAUCAUGCGAUUAACGGAAUGAGGAGACGGCACGGGAGCCCCCGUGAACUCAUCAAUCGUCCCAAAGCCGGGAUAGAUGACGACCGACAAAGCACCUCGUCAAGCCGUGGAGGUUCGCGAGGUUUGAAAAAUCUGAUAGCCGUCAAGAACAAUGUGGCGAAUCAGCGCCUGCGGUACUUGACGCUGCUCAUCAUCAUUUCGCUGGCAAUACUGAGCACUAUGGCUGUGGUGGAAAACAUUCUAUACCGCCAAAUAUGCGGUUAGGACACUUCAGCUGGCGCGGGAAUUUGGACAUGAUGAGGUGGGGUUGUA